This is a messenger RNA of Nicotiana attenuata, 909 nucleotides long. RefSeq lists its product as uncharacterized. The coding region runs from base 323 to 724 and encodes 133 amino acids. The transcript is spliced from 3 exons. The record is from RefSeq and is a predicted model, not a curated record. Lineage: Eukaryota; Viridiplantae; Streptophyta; Magnoliopsida; Solanales; Solanaceae.
UGAUUGGUCUAAAGUGUCUAAACUCAAAAGUGAUUACUAUUUUUUUAACAUUAGCUUGUAAUUAGAAGGCGGGAAAAGGAAUUGGGCAAAAGAACAAAACCCUACUAACACCUUUCUCCCUGUUUACGCUUUUCCUUCCCCAGAUGGCGAACUCUCGAGGAAUCGCUAACUCCCUUACGCGGCUAACUCUCUACUCAGCGCUCUCGCCGAUGUUCUAAGCGGCCAUCGGUAACCUUCAGGUAACUUUAUCUCGAAUCGGCAUAAAGAAGCAGUGGAAGAGCUCGCUAGGAGUCAUCCGACCGAUGAGCAAGGCCAACCAAUCAUGCCAUCGGAGGAAGAAACUCUCUCAUUAUGGUUGAACGUGGUUGGAGGCGUGUAUAAGGGUAGAGCAUACGGCCUUUCCUCCGAGCGCAAUUUUAAUCGCCUCGCGUGUGGACUACAAGGUAUUGGGACAUUCGCCACCGUGCAAAAUGAGGACCUUGAGGAGAUGCGUCGGAUGAUUCAACAACUUUCUAGGAACUGUGCGGAUGAACGAGAAAAAAGAAAGCAUGAAGAGAAGAUUAGAGACGCACUUAGGAAUGACAUAGACUCCCUCGAGGCUCAAGUGAACCACUUAAUCGGCUUGCCCCGCUCUCCGCCAAAAAGCCACAUUUAUGAAGAGGAUGAAAGUGAUGGAAAUAAUACAAAUGAUGAAGAAGAUGAGGGGGAAUCCGGAGAUGAGUGAUUUUAUGUUUGGUUGGAUUGUUGUUUAGUUGGAUGUCAACUUUGAAUGUUACAUUUUGAUGUUUAGUUGGAUAGUUUUGAUGAUUGAUGGGAUAAUUUGGAUAUUUGGAUGUUUGAUGGGAUAAUUUGGAUGUUUGGAGAUAGUAUAUAAAGUUUUGUUGUUAAGUUGAGUUUUAUUGUAGUUGA